AUGAGCACAGGAAGGUUACUCAGAGCUGAGGCUUUAUCCUGGAUGUCUGAUGAGGACAAUGUGACUGGAGGCCAGUCCCACGGUUCGGUCCUGCAGCCUUUCUGGGACUACCUCUACCAGAACCACCAUGACCUCCUGAGAAGCCCUCCCUUCCCCGUGGUCCUCUCCGUCUCCACCUACUUCUUCCUGGUUGGUCUCUACACCGUGCUGGACCUGCUGGCUCCCACCUGGCCGUGCAUAAACCGCUACAGGCUCCAUCCUGACAGACCCGUCACUUGGCCUAACAUCUGGACUACCCUGGGGCUCACCAUCUACAACAAUGUGCUUUACAUCUUUCCUGCUACAGUCGCCCAGUGGCUGUGGAGGCCGCCCACCCCGUUGCCCCGCGAGGCACCCACUUUCUGGAGCUUCUUCCUGGGAAUCAUGGGCUGCAUGGUGGUCUUUGAUUUCCAGUAUUACCUGUGGCACCUGCUGCACCAUCAGGUACCAUGGUUGUACCGCACGUUCCAUGCUGUGCACCACCAAUACAACCAGACUUUUAGCUUAGUCACCCAGUACUUGUCUGGCUGGGAGUUAUUCAGCUUGGGUUUUUGGGCUACAAUAGACCCCAUCCUUCUUCAGUGCCAUUGCCUCACAGCGUGGGGCUUCAUGGUCUUCAACGUCUAUGUGUCCAUUGAGCAGCACUGCGGCUAUGACUUUCCGUGGGCCCUGCAUAACCUGGUGCCCUUUGGCCUCUGGGGAGGUGCACCCAAGCAUGAUGCUCACCACCAGAGGCCCGGCACUAACUUUGCCCCAUUCUUCUCUCACUGGGACUGGCUGGGGGGCACCCACACUGUGCCAACUCUCCAGCCACGCUGCAGCGGCAGAGCCAGACAAGAUGAAAGGUAG
Morone saxatilis (striped sea-bass) is the source of this 888-nucleotide messenger RNA. RefSeq names its product cholesterol 25-hydroxylase like 2 (gene ch25hl2). NCBI's taxonomy places the organism in Eukaryota, Metazoa, Chordata, Actinopteri, Moronidae. Gene Ontology annotation, biological process: cholesterol metabolic process; sterol biosynthetic process. Gene Ontology annotation, molecular function: iron ion binding; C-4 methylsterol oxidase activity; steroid hydroxylase activity. The record is from RefSeq and is a predicted model, not a curated record.